Messenger RNA from Oryza sativa Japonica Group (Japanese rice), 3835 nucleotides. RefSeq lists its product as uncharacterized. The record is from RefSeq and is a predicted model, not a curated record. Lineage: Eukaryota; Viridiplantae; Streptophyta; Magnoliopsida; Poales; Poaceae.
UUGAGCUUGUAGAAGUGCACGUACUACCGCAGGAGAGCUCGCAGGAAGUAGGAUGGCCGCAACAAGUGCAGCAAAUGAGCGUAGCAUAGCCAUCCCGGGCCCGGGUGAUGAUCAGCCUGCAGCACAGCCAGCCGCGCUGGCCGGCGGCGGCGACGAGGACGAGGGGGCGUGGAAGACGGCCCAGAAGUGGCUGAACCGCUUCGUCCGCGUCGUCGCUUUCGUGGAGAGGACGGGCAACGCCGUCGGCACGCUGGCCUUCACCUGGGCGACCGUCGUCGUGCUCGGUGGGUACUCCACGGACCUGCGCGAGGAUUUCUGGUACGCCAUGGCGAUAGUCUUCCUGGAGGCUUACAGGGUGUUCAGCCGCCAAAACAAAUCAGACGAUAAAUUCUUGUUCAAGACCACGGGAGGAAUCAGAGUGCUCAAGCUGUCUUCAACCCUGGAGCUGCUGUAUUUUCUGAACGCGGUGAUCGUGAUGCUGUGCCUCUCCGUCAUCCUCACGGUCGUCCUAACCCACGUAUUCCCGAAAAAACGGUACGUGCCGCUGGUGCUGGCUGCCCUGCUCGUGCUGCUAGCCAGGUUCCCCAUCAUCUGGCUCCUCAAACGAGCGAACAGACCAGGGUCAGGGCGCCGCGUCGUCGCGAUAGUACUGCGGCUGACCCCCCUGGCCGCGAUACUGGCCUUGGGCUGUUCACUGGUGCUGCUGUACGGCGCUCCGCCGGUGACGGUGCUGGCAUCCGUGUUGCUGCUCUUCAUGACGUUCGUUCUGUGCCAGCAGCUGAUAGCCGUGCGGGAGAAGAUCAAGAGACCGGCGCCCCUGCAGCGCCCGACGGCUGCAGGUGAGGCUUCGCCGCCGCCGCCGUCGUUUGCCCAGCGCGCGUGGCUGGUGCUCGCCAACACUAUGUUGGUCGUCUGCCCACCCUUGAUGGUUGCCUUCCUGACGGCGACGUUCGGCUUCCUGGGGCUGUACGUGGUGCUCACGGCGGUGGCGCUCGGCAACUUCCAGAUCCCGGCGGCCGUCGCCCGCGUCGCCAUCUCGUCGGCGCGCCUCGCCGGCAGGGUGGACCGCGUGAGCACGGGCAACGUCAACCUCGUGCCGUCGCUCAAGAUCUUCUACGGGCUUGUGCUCGCCCAGGGCGCGCUCUACAUCGUGGCGUGCCUGACGGAUCCCUUCUCCGUCCUCCUCCGGAGAUGGCUGGCGCGGCGCUGCAAGCUCGGGACAAGGUCCGUCGACCUGUACUACGAGCACGCCUACGACGCGUGGAUGGAGGACGGCUUGCUCGCCAUGGAGGACGCGAACAUCGUCAGCUUCGCCGUCGACUCCCUUUCGGCUCCGGCGGAACCCAGCCGCAGCCGCGAGAGGGUCCUUGCUGGGGUCACCGUCCUUCACUGCUUCCUCCGGCAACGAAGAGGCUCCAAGGCCCGGCUUGCUUCAUCGAAGAUCAUCACCUCCACAAACGCAAUUGCCACCUUGAUCGGCAUGCUGGGAUGGGGCGCCGAAGAAGACCGGCAAAUCAGGCUGUUCGCGGCGAAGGUCAUCGGCGAGGUCGCCGGUGAGCUCCGGAUCGCCAGGUUCCCUGGCACCGUGCAGCUGAUAUCUUCACUCCUUGAUGCUCCAUCUUGCUCGAAGAAAGAACAAGACAGUGGAGGCUCAACACAGACAAAAGCAGCUGCAGGCAACGUUAAUACUGACUCGACCUGCUGCUGUUGCUUCCCCAAGCCCAGUUGCCCGCGACGAAUCAAGAAUCUAUGGUCAGCUCCAGACGAGGAGCCUCUCGACGACGACGAAGACGCGCUCCCGAUAAUGGGGAUGCUGAUCCUCGAGAAGCUUGCUUCCGAUCCCGAAAACUGCGCAGAAAUCUGGAGGGCAACUAACCUCGUCUCGAAGGUGAUAGGGUUCAUAGCCUGCUCCAGCAACGAGGCACAGCGGAAUCGACGACCCAUCACCGCCUCGUCACUGAAGCUAGUCGCAAAGCUCGCCGGCGCCAAGGGGGAGAUCGGCGUCACGCUCCGGCGGAAGAUAUCGGACCAUCCUUUCCUAGUGAGCAGCCUCGCCGGGAUCUUGGAGGACGACGGCGCCGGCACGGAGGAAUGGUCGCCGGCGAUGGAUAUCCUCGCCAAGCUCUGUGUCAACGCCGAUACGAGGCAGGAGGUCGGGGAAAUCGCGGCGAUCAUUACCAGAUUGGUGCAAGAAUUCUUCCCCUCGCAGCGAGACCAACAAGCGAGCAGUACACAAGAUGAUCGCCAGCUGCGGUUGGCGGCAGGUGAAGCAUUGGCGACGCUGGCAACGGAGAGCCCCGGCAACUGCUCGGCCAUCCUCAAGGAAUUCAAGGGAAAAUAUUGCGAUCUUGUAAACGAUCUCAAAAACAUGAUUUCGGCUAGGGACGAGGAUGGCUGCCGAUGUGCGGCAAGCCUGCUGCAGAAUCUGUGCGCGCACUCCGGAGACGAGCUGCGCCAUCUUGGUUUCAGCGACCAUCUUGCAUCCGCCUUGAAAGUGAUUUUGGAGAAAAUACUGAAUACCAAGGGAAAGCAGCUAGAGGUCCUGAUUGGGCUCACAGCGCAGAUUCACAACGCCAUGCCUGCCUGCUUUAAAGAUGCACUGGAAUCCUUAGCCAAUAAUACAGCGGAGGCACUCGUUCAGAAGAUGGUGGAUACACUCAACUCCAGCAAGAAGCCGAGCCCUGAAUGCCCCAGGAUGAGAAGAGCAAUAGUCGAGCUAGCGAUUUCCAUAGUAGAAACGCGCACUCUUCCGUAUGGCUAUGCAGCCGACUUCAGGAAGAAGGGGAUGGUGGAGGCGCUUUCCAAGGUAAAGAGGACGCCGUCAAAGGUGGAGAGAUACAGGCUCUUCUUCGGCGAUGCAGGGGUGGUUUUGUAGCGUGGAUUGCCUCUGCCUGAUAUAGUGGCCACGACAAAAGGGCUAAUCGAAACUGCAUCUCCAUCUCCAGGAGUUUAACGUAACCCCCAUGCUCUUUUGUGGUUGUACAGAACUUCGGUGCGGCACUUUUGUUCUGUUCUUUUUCUCUGUCUUUGUUCAGGAGUGUGCAUGUUCGCUAAGUGCUUUAAGCCCAUAAGGAUAUUUGUUUAUUGGAUGUGAUCCGAAUAUAAUUAUGGAAAAUCUUAGACAAAUGAGACAAGAUAUAUUAUGAUGUCAUAUACAAACAUGAACAAGAUCAAACAAGAUCAAAGAUGUCUGCAUAUUAGGGGGAAAAAAGAAAGCAUUGGGCUAAACAACGCAGUCACAUUUGGAUUUGCCAUUUUUGUUUCUCCAUGUAUAGACAGAAUUUAUCUUGCAUGUUUCUAUAUUUUAUUUGUGGCAGAUGGAACUAAAACUAUCAUACUUGCUGAUUUUUGCCCCCCUUACAGGUGUUGGAACAGCUAAAAUAUCGACACCUAUAGUGUUUUCCCAACCAAACGCGCGCCACAGGGGGCGCCAAUGGCAAGAAAAACGCAGUCACAAAUAGGUGCCGGUUUUUAAUUGGAACGGACACAUAUAUUUAAUGUCAAAUAGAAGUGUCUGUUCCAAUUAAAAACCGUAUGUCUCAUCAGGGUUGUUGGUUGCGGGGCCCACAUUAGAACCGGUGAAGCAUCUAGGCCCCCGUCAUUGAUUUCGGUAAUUAAUGACAAGCGUUAAUUGUAGCCGAACUAUUUUCUUGAGCUAUACAUUUUGAGUUAGGACCACAUGAUGUGUAUGAAUGGAUGAUCACCGAGGACUAAAUUCGAUGGCGCAAAGCAAAAGGAGCGAAGACGGUAAAACUAGAGGUUUUAUUUUAAUUAAUCGAGGAGUUGGACGAUCAAAAUUUGCUAGAUUUAUUUAUACCUUUGUCUUACAAUCAAG